UAAAUUGUUUCGGUCAUUUAGUUGACGGCAAUCGUUCUCUGAAAAUGGAUUUGUUGUAUGGAGUGAUCGGAGUAUUUUUACUUGCUUAUUAUUGGGUGAAACGACGUUAUAAUUUCUGGAAUAAUCGUGGUUUCGUUUCACCUAAAGCUAGUUUUCCAUUCGGUUCGCUCGGAGGUGUUGGUUCCACAAUAACUUCCGCUGAGGCAUUCGAUAAUUAUUACAAAACAUACAAAGGAAAGGCUGCAGCGGUCGGAGUUUACUUUUUCUUGAAACCAACAAUCUUACCCAUUGACCCAGAGCUAUGCAAGAGUAUUUUCGUUCGAGAUUUUUCCUCAUUUCAUGAACGUGGAUUUUAUUAUAACGCUAAGGACGAUCCAUUGUCCGCUAACUUGUUGUCUAUCGAAGGACAAGUUUGGCGAGAUCGAAGAACAAGUUUGUCGCCGAUCUUUACGUCUGGUAAAAUGAAGAUGAUGUUCGACAUUAUACUCACACUGUCUCAUAAACUGGUUGACAUAAUUGACAAUGAAUUAAAUUCAAAUCAUAAUUUCGAGAUGAGGUCAUGGGCUCAACGGUUCACUGGUGAUGUAAUUGGCAAUGUUGCGUUUGGAUUGGAUUGUAAAUGUCUGGAUGAUCCCGAUUCCAUAUUUCUGAAACACAGUCGUCGACUAAGCACUCCAACCGAACUUGAUCUUUUGAAAUUUUUGCUAUCGUCAAGCUUCCCAGAUUUAUGCCGGAGAUUACACUUCCGAAGUAACCCCAAAGAGAUAGCCACUUUUUUCCACACUGCCUUCAUUGACACUAUGAAAUAUCGCACGGCUAAUCAUAUCGACAGAAACGAUUUCGUCUCCAUGCUGUUGGGCCUAAAAGAUUUGUUUACAACGGAUGAAUUGGCGGCAGAAAGUUUCAUAGUUUACAUUGGAGGUUUCGAAACGAGUUCGACGUUGAUCAGUUUCACAAUGUACGAAUUAGCACUAAAUACUGACGUACAGGAAAGACUUCGUUACGAAAUAAAAUCAGGACUUGAUGAUAAUAACGGCGAGUUAACAUAUGAAAUGUUGUUCGGAUUCAGAUACCUUGACAUGGUUGUUAAUGAAGUGAUGCGCAAGUAUCCGCCUAUUCCGAAUACGUUCAGGAAAUGCAAUAAAGAUUUUCCGAUUCCGGAAACAAAUUUGGUUAUACCGGACGGAGUCUUAGUGAACUUAAAUAUUUUCUCUUUUCAUCGCGAUCCUGAGUAUUACCCAGAUCCAGAUAAGUUCGAUCCGGAAAGAUUUACGCCCGAAAAUUGUAAGCAGCGUCAUCCCUUUACAUUCAUGCCGUUUGGGGAAGGUCCUAGAAAUUGCAUCGGAUCGCGUUUUGGAUUAAUGCAGGCGAAAGUGGCAGUCGUAAAAUUAAUAGAGAACUACAAGAUAUCGAUUAAUAACCAAUCGCCAAUACCGAUGAAAUUCGAACCAUCAUCACCUUUUCUUGCUCCAGUUGGUGGAAUGUGGUUGAAUUUGGAUAAACUUUAUUGAGCGCAAAGUUUAGUUAUUGAAGACAAUCAAAAGUUGGGAAGUGCUCAGUUUAUAGAUCCACCGAUAAAUUGAGAAAUUCCUACCUAAGAAACAGUUUUUAUUAUCAACAAUAAAGAUAAUAACCACCAUCUACUCACUGAGUUUAGAUGAAGGACAAAAUUUACAAAUUAAG
Bradysia coprophila is the source of this 1683-nucleotide messenger RNA. RefSeq names its product putative cytochrome P450 6a13. Lineage: Eukaryota; Metazoa; Arthropoda; Insecta; Diptera; Sciaridae. The record is from RefSeq and is a predicted model, not a curated record. Gene Ontology annotation, molecular function: iron ion binding; heme binding; oxidoreductase activity, acting on paired donors, with incorporation or reduction of molecular oxygen.